GAUCUUUUCUUAGCAACACUCAGGAAUUCACACAGCACAGAACGAAUAACGGAAAUGAUCAAGCAAGCAGACUAGCAUGUCCUCUUCUCAGGAAAGUCUUUCUAAACGGCAUGCGAGGUGCCAGGACGCCGAGCUGCUCUACUUUCCUCAAUGGACUUCUUUUCCAUAUGACGAACUAGUAGAGAGAAGCCCUUAUAUUCGCGAAAAUGGUAGAAGAAGCUCUGUCCCGGAGUUCCCGGGUAUGGGAGCUAGUCUACUACCCCCUAACGAGAAUGCUAGAAUUCCUAGCAAGUAUAAAUGUAUCGGAGAUAAGAAUCCAUGGCAUCCACCGGCCAACGUAGCUCAAGUAUCCUCUAAACAAGAUGAGCAGCCAAGUCAGCUUGUGGAUGCACUUAAAGUUGGACUCGCCGAUAUUCUUUCAACGCCUCGGAAGGAUGACAUUGCAUCAUACCAGAGAGAACCUGGGUUCGGGUUUUACGACGAUGUUGCUCCAAGAGGGUAUAACCCUUUCAAACGAGGCUUGCAGGAUUUCGUUGGAGGCCGCAAUAAUAGUUCUUUUUCGCAUCCUGAUUUUCUGGACCAGUACCGAAGAAGUGAAGUUUAUGAUCGACAGCAAAGCUCUUCAGGUGACGAGGUUUUGGAGGAUGGAGUUUCUGAUCUUUCCACUACGGAAUCGCGAGAAAGCCACACAGACUUGGAGAACAGGGUUCCGGAUCUGAGUCAAGGCGAGCAAGAUAUGGAGUUCUUGACCGAUUCAAGCUGCAGCGAGCGAAGGGAGGGGCAAUGCGCCGAGGAACUUCCGGGUGAUGCUGAUACCCCCAAAGAACACGUUAUCGCAAAGUUACGUCAGGAUGAAAUCGAUGAAAAAGACUCACUACCGGAAAACACCAACAGCGUUGUAAUAGCCGAACACCCCAUCGAAGUCCCUGACGAUCCACCUCGCAUCCAAAAGGAACCAAUCAUCGUAGAAACCCCAAGCCUUGAUGUAGUCAUUACUGGGCAAAAACAGGACAUAGAAAUGCAGGAACCUGGAAUGGAUCAUGUGGAGGCAUCGGAGUGUAUGGAAGACGACAACCAAAAGCAGCUUGAUACGACUGAGGAGCUAAUUUGGGGAGAGGUGGAUAAUUGCACGUUAGAAAAACUAGAAUGCGCCGAGGCGGAGCAGGACAAGGAUAUUGCUGAGAUGAAAACGCCAGAGAGUUCCCCGAAAAAGAAAGAGCGCUUCAAGGAAAUGCCGCUUGAAAGUCGCACUGGAGACUCACGCAAGCUCGGUAGUACCCUGGAAAGGGUUGCACAUCCUCAACCCUGGUCCCCGGCCCCUCCUCCGCCACCGACACCUCCAUUCAAUCCGUGGCUCGACUCACCGAAGCAUUCGUACGCAGAAGUGUUGAAGCGUGGGCUAUCGGGGAAAAGUCAGGCUCAAAGGCAUCUAAAACCGAUGACGCUAUUCCCUUCAAAGAGCCCUAAGGAUUCCAAGAAGUCGUCUAGGAAAAGCAGGAAUGAACGAAGGUCAAGAUCUGAGUCAAGUCCAAAAAAGGAAAGGGAUCAAAGAGAAGGCAACGGUAGCCCGCGUAAAAACGAGUACCCAUCAUGCAGCGGGGGAGCAACAUCUCAUACCCAGUCCACCGUCCCGGUGAGUUACUCUCAGCCUAUGAAACAAGACGUUUCUUACAUGCAAGGUAAAAGGGAUCACCAGAUCUUCAGGGGAAGACAGAACGAGGACUGCAAAGAGAAGAGGGACAAGAAUUCUCGGAGAAACAGGGAAGAGAAGAUCAGUGAUGAUAGCUCCGACACAUCUCAGACAGACGCCAAGAUCUUUAAAGUCUCUGAGGAAAUCAUGAGAGAGAAGAUCAAGACAGAACAAAUAGCGAUGGUCCUUCAAGAAGCAAAGUUGACUCUGGCUAAGCUCACCACGGAAUGUCUUGGAUCGUACGAGAAAGUCUUUAGCUUGAAGACACGUCCAGCCACGUGUUGCAAGACCCUGCAAGCCCUGCAGACACAGGAAGUGAACAAGGCACUCUACAUGAAAGAGCUGGCUGAUCGUCUUCAUCAACUGACGGAAUUCGGCAUCGGGAACGCCGAGGAGUUCCGAGAAAUCAAGGACAUUCUCAACUCGCUUCAUUACUUGCAAAUGAAGGAUAAGUACUUCAUUGAGCUUACUGGGAGGAAACUUCGAUCUGCUGAGAACACACACAAGCUGGACGCUGAUAAAAGCAUGGAGCUGUUCUUCUUCGUUUCUCUUGUCCUUGUGACGCUGGCUUGUUGCCAUCAGUCGCAGUGGUUGGCAGCAGCCUUUUUCUCUCUACUGAUUGGAUUGCUGUUGUACUACGAGGGAGACAUGUUCUCCAGGCGUCGCACACAUAGUAAAGAGAACGACACCAUAAGUGAAGAUGAAGAUUAACUGGACAAUUAUUGCGCCAUUCAUUAUGAACUACUUUUUAAACCUCGACAACAGCCGCAACUUGUAAAACUCACAUUUGUUCAACAAUAAAACGUCAUAACUCCA
Messenger RNA from Nematostella vectensis (starlet sea anemone), 2506 nucleotides. RefSeq lists its product as uncharacterized. The transcript has 2 exons. The record is from RefSeq and is a predicted model, not a curated record. Bases 77 to 2401 code for a protein of 774 amino acids. Lineage: Eukaryota; Metazoa; Cnidaria; Anthozoa; Actiniaria; Edwardsiidae.